AUAUAUGUCAAAUAUAAACAGAAAUUUUAUUAAUUUACGCAAUCGAAAUUAGAAUGAAAAACCAAUUUCCUUUUAUUAUGGUUGUGCUUUUUUCUACAGUAGGUAGAACCUGAAAAUAUUGGCCAGCUGUGAAAAUCAAAUACAGAUGUGAUCUAAGCUAUGGGUAUACUUGCCUAAAAGUUAUGGGUAUUUAACUUAAACCCUUUCUUUACCGCAAGAUAAAACGUCAUAAAACAGAAUUCAAAAUAUUUAUGUAAAUGAAUCAAUAUCUGAAUAUUCCGAUAUCCCAAGAGAUACAUAGGUAUAUAACAAGAGUAACAAAAAAGUUGAUAAUAAGAACUUGCAAAACUUAAUGAAUACAAGCUAAGCCCAAUUAAUCAACAUCAAUUACUUUCUUUAAAAUCUUUAAAGAAACUAAAUUAAAAAUUUAAUAAUAUAGUAAAUACUUAGCAUCUUAAAGAAUUUUAAAUGAGCAAUACAAUUACAAUGCAUAAAUACACUCAAAAAUUAACACAUAGAUACCGUUACGAGUUUCAUUAAUUCAAUUUAUAUGUGCUAUAUCUAUGUAUUGUACGAUAUGUAUAUCGAAACCGUGAUGUUUAUUUUCUUGUUCGCUUUUAGUAUCGAUUUGAAAAUCGUAUUGUGUGGUAGGUAUUUGGUAUACUCAAAGGGAAAUUAUUAUUGCAAGUAAAAAUAAUAAAAAAAAAUAAUCAUGAGCUGCGAGCAAAGGCCCUGCGUUUUCCCAGCAGAAAAUUUUGAUGCUUCUGAAGAUGCAGCAACAUUACGUGCUGCUAUGAAGGGUUUUGGAACAGAUGAAAAGGCUAUUAUUGAACUUAUAACUUCGCGUUCUAAUGCACAACGUCAACAAAUUAAAGAAGCAUUUGAAAAAGAACUUGAACGAGAUUUAAUUGAAGACUUGAAAAGUGAAUUAGGUGGAAAUUUCGAAAGAGUAAUUUUAGCACUUAUGUCUCCACCAAUUGAAUACUUGUGUAAAGAACUUCACCGAUCUAUGGAAGGAAUGGGUACGAAUGAAAAUGCUAUCAUUGAAAUAUUAUGUAGUCGGCCAAGUGAAGAAAUCAAUGAAAUAGUUUCUACAUAUGAAUCUUUAUAUGAUCGGCCACUAGUAGAACAUUUAUGUAGGGAAAUAUCUGGAAAAUUUAGUCGUCUUAUUACAUUAAUAGUUACUGGAACUCGAGAUCCAGUUGGAACGGUUGAUCCAGAUCAAGCCAACGAUGAUGCACAGGCAUUGUAUGCUGCUGGAGAGGCAAAGUUGGGAACUGAUGAACAUGUUUUUAAUCGUAUUAUGGCACAUUCAAGUUUUGCACAAUUAUCAUUAGUUUUUGAUGAAUAUAAAACAUUAUCUGGAAUGACGAUAGAACAAGCAAUUAAGCAUGAAUUCAGUGGAAACCUACAUGAUGCAUUAAUAGCUAUUGUUGAAUGUACACAAUCUUUACCAGCAUAUUUUGCCAAACAACUAUUUAAAGCAAUGGAUGGUAUGGGUACGGAUGAUUCAACCUUGAUUCGCAUUAUCGUGAGUCGUUCUGAAAUAGAUUUAGAAAGUAUAAAAGAUGAAUUUGAACGAAUGUACAACCGGACGUUAUCAAGUGCUGUAAAGAGUGAAACAUCGGGAGAUUACAAAAAGGCAUUAUUAGGCCUGCUUGGUGCUUAGACCUGCAGUUAAAAAAAAGAAGUUUGUUUUUAGACUUUGUCUAAAUUUAACAGAAAUUUAAUUAAAAUUGAAAUUGAAAAUCAUGUUGUAUAAUUACAUUUUUUAUAGCUCUAUAUAACGGUUUAAAAUUUUGUUAUUUUAAUUAUUGUAAAAAAUUUCGUUAAAUUUACAUAACUCUGUGUUUUUAAUAAUAUUUUAGAGCACUUUUAUUAUUAAAAAAAGUAUGCGUAUAAAAUACUGUAUUAUUUUAAUAAAGUACAAAAAGCCUACCUAAAA
Molecule: messenger RNA, 1945 nt
Organism: Condylostylus longicornis
Lineage: Eukaryota; Metazoa; Arthropoda; Insecta; Diptera; Dolichopodidae
Product: annexin B10-like
Exons: 4
Coding region: 713-1669 (318 amino acids)
Cellular component (GO): cytoplasm
Molecular function (GO): calcium-dependent phospholipid binding; calcium ion binding
Source: RefSeq, a predicted model, not a curated record